This is a messenger RNA of Closterium sp. Naga37s-1, 2010 nucleotides long. Lineage: Eukaryota; Viridiplantae; Streptophyta; Zygnematophyceae; Desmidiales; Closteriaceae. The record is from the annotation of a GenBank genome assembly.
AUGGGAACUGUAGUGAUAGAUCUCGCCAUUGAUUUCAACAGAACUGUGCAGCAGCUUUCUUCAGUGAGUAUCUCGUGUCCACUCCUCUCGCUCAUGGCAGCGGCAGCGUCGGCGCCUCCGCCGCCUCUGCUGGACGCAGCGGCUACUGCGCAAGCGGUGCAGACGUUGCAGGAGGUGACGGGGGUGGCGGACGAGACGCACUGCCGCCAGGUUCUGGAGGCGCACGCGUGGGACGUCAACGCCGCCGCCAGCACACUCCUCGCGGUCGCCGCUGCGGAUCGAGAGCACUUUGGCGGCGUCUCCGCGGGCGAUCUGGGAGGCGGCAGCGGAGGCGGAGAUUCCGCCGCUGCUGCUGCCGGGAGAUUAGGCGUGGCUGCCGGCAGUUCCGCCGGCACCAGCUUGGCGCGUUCCGCGGGCGCAGGGGGAGGGGCUACAGCAGCAGCAGCAGGAGGAGGAGCAGGCGGAGCGGGAGGAGGAAGCGGAGGCCCCAUCGGCAACUCGAAUCUGCGCGCGCGGACGGGAGGGCUUGUGGCAGGCGGAGGAAGCGGAGGCGGAGGCGGAGGCGGCGGCGGCGGGGGUGGGGGGUCAAGCAGUCCCGGAGCAGCAGGAGCGACUGCGGACGGCGCCACGGGCGCACUCCCUCCCGCCGUCUCCGCGCUCCGUUCGGGCCGCGCGACAAUCCGCGCGUCCCACCGCAACUCAUCGUCGUCACUCCUCUCCCGCCUCCUAUCCCUCCCCUUCUGGGUGCUCCGCGGAGGGCUGGGGUUCAUGGCUAGUCUCUUCGGCCUAGGCUUGUGGGCGGCAGGCGGUGUCUUAUCCACGUUCUUCUCCUCUCUAAGCUCCGUGACGAUCUGGCUAGCGGGCGGGCCGCACCCGUACAGCGGGCAUCAGGGGACCAUCGGCGCGCUUCACCCUUCGCAGCAGGCUGGGGGAGCGGCGCAACAACAGGCGCAGCGGGGGACCGGAGGAGGAGCGGGAGGGGGGAACCAGCAGGCGCAAGACGCGGCGGUCUUCCGCCAACGGUUCGAGGCGGAGUUCGGUUCCGCGCACCCGGAGUUCUUUCCGGGGAGCUUCGCGGACGCGCUCCGGCGCGCGGGCGAGCAGUUCCGCUUCCUGCUGGUGUACCUGCACGCGCCGGAGCACGCGGCGACGCCUAGGUUCUGCCGCGACACGCUGUGCGACCCGGAGGUGGUGCGCGUGAUAGACGAGCAGCUGGUGCUGUGGGCGGCGGACGUGCGCAGCGUGGAGGGCUUCCAGAUGAGCCACCGCCUGCAAGCCGUGCGCUUCCCCUUCCUCGCCCUCAUCACCGCCGCGCCGGGCGGACGCGUGGCGCUGCUGCAGCAGAUUCAGGGCUACGUAUCCGCAGGCGAGCUGAGGGGGGCGCUGGAGCGCGCGGUGGAGGACCAUGGCGCGGUGCUGGUGGCGGCGAGGGCGGACGCGGAGGAGAGGGCGCUCACACGCCGCCUCCGGGAGGAGCAGGACGCCGCCUUCCACGCCGCGCUGCUCGCUGACCAGGAGCGUGAGAGGGAACGGGAGGAAGCUACGAGGAAGCAGCGGGAGGAGGAGGAGGCGGCAGCACGGCGAGCGGAGGAGGAGGCAGAGCAGCAGCGGCAAGCGGAGAGGGCAGCCGCGGAGAAAGCAGCUGUGGUGGAGAGGAGGCGGUCAGAAGCCAUGGGUAGACUGGGCGAGCAGCCAGAGAAAGGCCCGGACACCACUCAGGUGCUGAUCCGCAUGCCAGGGGGCGAGCGCAAGGAGCGGCGGUUCCUCUCCAGAGACAGCGUGCAAGCACUCUACGACUACGUGGACUCGGAGGCGCUGGGUUCACUGCUGCCGUCGCACCACUACCUGCUCGUCUCCAACUUCCCCCGCACUGUGUACGACGCUGCCUCGCGCUGCAAGACGCUGCACGAGGCGGGGCUGCACCCGCAUGCGAGCCUGUUCGUGCAGAUGGAGGAGGAGCCACGGGAGGAGGUUGAGAGGCCGGUUGAGGUUAAGGGGAAGGAUUUGUAG